AGAGGAACUUAUUUUUUGUAACUAUUGUGCGAAAUUGGAUUCCCCGGUAAAAUCGAUGUAUACCAAGUGCCGGAUGCCCGCCAUCCAUCGUUGGCAUGGCAACUUCGUCAGGCCGAGACGGCACAACAAAUAUGAAUUACGCCCGAGGUGGCCGCAAUCAUUACCUGACGUUGAUCGUAAUUUUUUUCACGACCCUCGCAAGUGCAUUUCACGUAAACAAUGAAGUGCUCGAAUACUGGGAGCCAAGCAUGUGCAAAUACGACGAGUACUUCGACGCUGUCUCUCUGUCGUGCUCGCGAUGCAACGCCAGCCGGAAUCUUGUGCCGGCCGCGGACCGUCUGCGAUGUCAGUGCGACGAAUUCAGCGGGGCGAUCGGUUUCGAGAACGGCAAUCCGCUUUGCGCCGCGUGCGGUCCCAACAUGACCGUGACCGCCGAUGGAAAGGAUUGCGUCCCGCUCCUGCGUCCCAAUGCAACAUGCAAAUGCUCUUCAAACCAAAUAAGACUGGAUAGAAAUAUAAAUGGUGCACUGCUGGAUGCUGUGCUCUGCGUAACGUGCAUCCAGGGCACGUAUCCUUCUCCCGAUUGCUCGAAAUGCCUGCCGUGCGACGGCCGCGAGCACAGCGGUCACGUUAAUUGCGUGUGCCCGAGUGCGACACACGUGAGACUACGAAAUUAUUGUCUGCACAAAGACGACGUCGCCGACUGGCCGGACAUCAGAAGCACGUAUCUGAUAAAGUUUCGCAGCGGAAACGUCGACAGUUACUACCUGAGAAAGGAACUGCAAAUCGCGGUGCACCUCUGCAAGAGGAAAGACAGGAUGGCGUGCGAGCAUUUGUCGAACAUAUGCGCUCUGACUCUUUAUAGCGACGGUAUUGCUUGUAUGCUUUUUAUGCAUACACCUAUGGCACCCGUAUGGUUGUUUUACAAUAAACAAGAUACGGCGGCGGUGAUGAACAACACUCGGAUAUCCGACAGAUACAGCCUCAGAAAAGAAGACAAUAAUACCGUCCUCGAUUUUACAAUCGCGAGAUUCGCACUGAACGGCAAAUUCUUGUCCAUCGGCAGACCGACCCUGCCCUGUCAACUUCUGAGAAAUGUGAGAUUCGGUGUAAAUUUCAGCAAAAGGUGUAAAACCACUGCUGCUGAAUUGUUCAACGCACAAGUAGAAUUACUGUCUCCUUAUUUAACGUUUAGAGAGGACAAUAAAUCGUUUAUAUACGCAUUGCCCGUAAUUGUCAAGUCGCCAGAUCAGAAUAUUAAGGAAAUCUCGCAUCAACAAUUGGUGCGAAAGUUCUUUCUAGUCGACAAUAUAAGCGGUUUCAAAGCGUUACCGGUGUUUAUGAACAGUGGAUUCAUGAAAGCGUCAGAGCUUUCCGCGCUUCGUUAUAUGAAAUCUCUGACUAUUUUAGUAAACGUCCAGAACGGACAAGAUUACGGCAAAAUCUUCGCGCCUAUUCUGAUCGUGGAAUACGACGAACUGACGUAUCAAGAUUUCCUCGACAACUCCGAUAUCACAAUAGAUUACAAAAUUGUAUUUGUACUGAAGGAUAACGAUAUAGACUACAAUGUUCAGAUAACUAUCGGAGUGUUCACGGGACUAGCACUGAUAUUUUCAAGUGUCAAGGCGUGGAGUUAUUAUAAACGUAAUCACAAUGGCAAUCUCAGCGUAGUCGUUUUAUUAUGGUUUCUCAUUUACGCCAUGGGUGCGAUUGGAAACGCGAUUACGUUUGUGUGCAUCAGUACGUGCAUGUAUCUGUUCAUCUUUUAUAAAGGCCAAACUGUACCAUAUGUUCUUCUUCCCGAUGAGGAUAGCGAAGAAAAAAUCCGAACGUAUAUUACUGUAGCAUUUAGCUUUAAAAUUGCCGAAAUGAUAGGGUUCGUCUAUCAACAUUGGAGAUUGAGCGUGUUUUUCAUAGACUGGGAACAACCGAGAACGAUACACGAUCAACCGAAGUACGACUCUCCGCAUACUUCUUUACGGAAAUUGUAUUCCAACAGAUUUCCAAAGGGCGAGGGUAAAUCUUCGAGAAUAACAUCGGACGUCAUCGCGUCCAAGCGAAAAAGGAGAUCGCACAGAACGAACAGGAACACAAGUCCCAGUGAACUGUCUAAGUCUUCUUCGAUUGAAAAAUACACGCCGGAUUUCUCUUCUGUCUGUUCGAUCGCGAGAUCGCCUUUGCAGGAGGCAACCGAGCGCAACUCGCACGAUUUUCCGAUCAGCGUUUGGAGAACUUAUUUCAUCGCGAACGAAUGGUGCAAACUGCAAACCAGAAGAAGAAUAAAUAUAGCAUUGCAAUCAAUUUACACUCUGUGUAUCUUACAGAUAUUCGAUUUAGAAUCGUGGAUGCUGGCGAUACCGGAAUCGACCGCCGCGGAUAGGUCUCCCAAAGCGGAGAACAAUUUCACAUUGCAAUAUGCAAUUUGUACUUUCGUGUAUAUAUCUGUAUAUCUCAUGCAAUGGUUGGUCCGAUUUACGUUUUACGAGAGAUACAUUAGAAACAGAUUGCAGAAGUUCGUAGAUUUGUGCUCAAUCGCGAACAUCAGCGUGUUCAUCUUGGCGCACAAUUAUUAUGGCUUUUAUAUUCAUGGAAGAUCAGUACAUGGAUUUGCGGAUACUGAUCUUCCUACCCUGAUAAACGAUCUGAAAAAGGAAGAAGACGACUUGUGCGCGCACAGAGGCCUGGUACCCGGUACAACUGACCAGACUUUUAUAUUAUCAUUGACCCAAUCAUUCAAAUCAUUAUAUGACGAGCUCGUGAGGCAAAAGAACAAUGUAUGGAAGCGUAGGCAUUUUAAAAGGAAAUGACACACCUUCUAGAAACUGGAAACAGUUAUUUGAAACUAGGUCAAAAAUUAAACUCUUUCUAAUGCAAUUCCUGGAUCAUUGCUCGGAAGAUGAAGAU
Temnothorax curvispinosus is the source of this 2904-nucleotide messenger RNA. Its product is annotated as meckelin. The record is from RefSeq and is a predicted model, not a curated record. Bases 96 to 2807 code for a protein of 903 amino acids. Gene Ontology annotation, biological process: cilium assembly. The transcript has 12 exons. Lineage: Eukaryota; Metazoa; Arthropoda; Insecta; Hymenoptera; Formicidae. Gene Ontology annotation, cellular component: MKS complex; ciliary transition zone.